Homarus americanus (American lobster) is the source of this 2953-nucleotide messenger RNA. RefSeq lists its product as uncharacterized. The record is from RefSeq and is a predicted model, not a curated record. Gene Ontology annotation, molecular function: calcium ion binding. Gene Ontology annotation, cellular component: plasma membrane. Gene Ontology annotation, biological process: homophilic cell-cell adhesion. Bases 116 to 2953 code for a protein of 945 amino acids. NCBI's taxonomy places the organism in Eukaryota, Metazoa, Arthropoda, Malacostraca, Decapoda, Nephropidae. The transcript is spliced from 8 exons.
GACAUUCCUUACGGACUUGUGAAAACAGAUAAAGACUUUAAUUAAAACUGUGUCGAGAAGAUUUGACUCAACUAGUGAAGAAGAUAACCAUUGAUCUUGACGGCAUUAAGCAGAGAUGGACCCAGGCCACAUCUUCAGAAUAAUCACCAACAGUACGCUGCUCGCUACGCGGCUACUGUCAACAGCAAGUGGCGGGCCUCUUGAAUUCUCGGCUCCUCGCUACUGUACUCUGAUGCCUGAGGACGCCCCCGUAGAGGCUACUGUCCUCACUGUGGCUGCCACCCACAGACACGGCCGGGCAGUACGGUACAGCAUCACUGGAGGUAACAGGGAUGGUCUCUUCACUAUAGACCAACACACAGGAGUUAUCACCUUAGCUGCCGCCCUCGACUAUGAGAUCUAUGAUAAGCACGAACUGGUGGUGGCGGCGGAGGCUGGAGGAGAGACAGUUCACGCCAUCGUACAAAUGCAGGUCGGUGACGUCAAUGACAACCCGCCCUACUUCCUGGGUCCUGACCUCACUGUCACCGUGAUUGAGGAGGAUGACCGUGACCUCCCAUUGGUGCUGGCUGAGGUGGAGGCGGAAGACAGAGACAGACGGGAUCAGCAGCGGCUCGUGUACAGUGUGGAGGGGGACGGUGUGGACGGGUACUCCCCCAGCAACGCCUUUUUCGGGAUAAACACACGUACAGGCCAGCUCCUACAACUCAGGGCCCUUGACCGUGACCCACCUGAGGGUAAGAGGGCGUGGCGGGUCAGAGUUCAGGUACGUGAUGGACAGCCACUGAAGGAGGAACCUCUCUCUACCUUCCCUCUCACUACUCUCUACCACGACUCCAGGGAAGAAAGUGAGAGACGGGUCAAGACUGAGAGGAAGACUCGGUCAUUAGAGAAAGGAAGAAGAGAAAGAAAGGUGGAGAAUGAGUCUCAGACAGCUCGUUAUAUUCCGUUUAUCUCUCAAACGUCUCUAGAGAAUAAGAAACAAAGAGAUGAUGAGAGAAAGUACCACACACAACGAUCUCGCCCCGUUUUCUCUCAGAUAACCGAGAAGGAAAGUAAAGAGAGCGAAAGGAAGGCUCAGACUCCCACCUCUCCAGCCAAAGUCUCCCGAACUUUCAGAUCAAAAGUAAAACAAAGAGCUAAGCCCGCAGCUGUUGUCUCCCACCAUCUGCCAGACACCAUCACGGGGUCAAGCUCCAACAAGGUCGACUUAAGUACUUUUACCACAAGUUCCUCUGAUAAACUGAAAAGUAUAAAUAAGCUCAUUGAAAAAUCUAUUGUAAAUGGACUCGCUACAAGUUCAACUAAUAAGGUGGAAGAUAUAAAUGAACUAUCUACAAAUUCUUCCUAUGUAUUCAAAGGUUUUCUGGGUCACUUGGACGAUGAUUCCAGUAAAGCCAAUUUGGUUGUGAAAAGCUCCGGAAGCAUCAAUCCAAGUGAGCAGCGGUUGAUGGCCUCCUAUAACUCUCAGGUGAACUCUUUGCUUGUAGAUGUGAAGCACGAACACCAGUUACCGCGUCCGGGUCUGACCACUAGAAAGAGGAGCCUCGCGGAGAGUGACAGAGCGCAUGCGUCCACUGCCCCUUCAACGUCGAGAGGAACAACAAGAAGUAAAAGAAAUACAUUGACCUACAACAACAACAGUGAAAGACCCGAUGGUGACCACAGCAUAAAGACUCCCAACAAUGUCAUCAAUUCUAGCACUUCCAACAACACUAUAGACAACAAUUCCAACAAAACUAACUUUCGUAGUGUCACAUUGAACAUCACUACAGCUCACAGCAACAUCUCCAACAUCAAUUCUAACAUCACCAACAGAGACAUUAUUUCCAACAAAACCAGUGACUUUGACAACAGUUCCAGCAACACAGACAACAUUAACAACAGUUCCAGCAACACAGACAACAUUAACAACAGUUCCAGCAACACAGACAACAUUAACAACAGUUCCAGCAACACAGACAACAUUAACAACAGUUCCAGCAACACAGACAACAUUAACAACAGCUUCAGAAAUAAUCACAACAACAAUAACGUUCAGACCAGCUUACUCCUUGACACAAAACCAAAUAUUUCCAACAAUAACAUCGACCCAGCUCAACCUUCCCACAACACAUAUCAAAACAUCACCAUCUACAACAGCCUCGUCAACAGCUUCUCCAUCAGUGUCUCCAGCAGAGCGUCCACAAAACUACCCAACAACGAGAUUUUAAAAGGUUCCUCCAGAAGAAGCAGAGCAGCGAAUGUCUCCCGCAGUGGUUCUUGGAGUCAUAGUGUUGGGGGAUGCGACGACCUACAAUCCUUCUUUUGGAGAUCUGAAGGAAGCACUGAGCGUGGGUUUGGAGGUGAUGCAAGUGGGCGUAGUGAAGGUGAUGAUGAUGAUGACGAUGACGAAGACGAUGAUGAUGAUGAUGAACGAGUACACAUGGUAGAAAUGAUGGUGACGGUGAUGGUGAAGGACAUCAACGAUAACUCUCCCGUCUUCCCCAAUGUUACCAUGUUCGGGGAGGUGCAGGAGAACGGCCCCAUAGACCUCUCCGUAGCAGUGAUCUCCGCCUGGGACGCUGACGACACCUCAGAAGGCACGAACGCCCGGCUCUCCUACUCCAUAGAGAAGAACGUAAUCGACGAACGUACCGGAGAAGCCAUCUUUGCCGUCCACCCAGAGACCGGUCUAGUGCGAACGGCUCUCUGUUGUCUUGAUCGAGAAACUACUCCCGAGUACUUUAUCCAGGUGGUCGCUUCUGACGGAGGGGGUCUCAAAGGGACGGGGACGGUGGUGGUGCGGCUGGCGGAUGUGAACGACAACUCACCACGACUGGCACGACGCGAGUGGGAGCUGGAGAUGGACGAGACGUGGGGUAGUGGACCCCCGAGCGACGACACCAUCCUGGAGGUCUCUGCAGCUGAUCCUGACACAUCUAAUUACUUCUUCUACAGGGCGAGUCCUUAA